Dermochelys coriacea (leatherback sea turtle) is the source of this 6712-nucleotide messenger RNA. RefSeq names its product zinc finger protein 845-like. Bases 834 to 4991 code for a protein of 1385 amino acids. NCBI's taxonomy places the organism in Eukaryota, Metazoa, Chordata, Testudines, Dermochelyidae. Gene Ontology annotation, biological process: regulation of DNA-templated transcription. The record is from RefSeq and is a predicted model, not a curated record. The transcript is spliced from 7 exons.
GUGAAAGGUCCACGAGUGGAAACUAGAGAAGAGAAACACCAUAAAAAUAUAAAGCAACUGGAGUUUCUGAGAGAAAGACACAAAGAGCUGAUGUCUGGAGCAGUGACAAUGAGAGAAGCUGAAAGAGCUGGAGGAGACUGAGAAAGAAGAGGAAGCCAGCAGAAAACAAGCCAGAUACAUUCACUGCUGGUGAAAGAAGUUUCAACAAAUUCAGCAGCGUUUUUAAGAUUCCCAGUGCCGUGCACACAGAUCUGGUACACAUACAAUAAUCACACAGAUUAGACACCACAGAAAAAACAUAUCCGUUUGGGGGAAAAACUGAUGGAGUCUUCAAAGAAUUAACAGAGCUGGUUGAAUGAUAUGAAACAUAUUUUGGAGACUGGAAGCUAUUAAUCUGGUUCCAUGUUAUUCCUGCAGUCACAUUCUUUGCUAUUCACCAGUAUUUGAAUAGCCAUCGGGUAUUUGUGAAAAUGUCUGCGCAUUGCCAAAGUUUCCUGAAUUUUAACUCCAGUGAUUACCUGUCCAAACCUUCAUCCCGGGAAAUACGUUUUUCAUUAUUUACUAUUCAUUAUUUUUUUAUUUUAAACGUUUCAGCCAUCCAGUCAGGGAGCAGAAACAAUUCCAUGGGACCUAGGUGAUCAGUCAAACCCCCACGAAUAAUGAAUAGUAAAUAACUUGUGGACAACCCAUAGAUUGAGAUUUAUUUGCACAAACCCACUGGUGAAUACAUGCACAUUGCAAAGAUGCUCAGGCACAGGAGAAAGGGCUGAACUCACAGCACAGGCCGAUCGCAAUGACCCAUCGUUCAGCCAGCUCUAGUAGAUAAUACCUGUAUGUGGGCCACGAACGGUAACACCAUGUUCCAGGCUGCCCUGGUUCUCUGUGGGGAUGAGAAGCCCUAUAAAUGCAGCGAGUGUGGGAAAGGCUUUGGGCAGGAGAAGAUCCUCCGAGAGCACCAGCGAAUCCACACAGGUGAGAGGCCGCACAAAUGCGCUCACUGCGGGAAAAGCUUCACCUGGAGCACCAGCCUGAUCAAGCACCAGCAGAUCCACACGGGCGGCAAGCUGCACGCCUGCACUGAGUGUGAAAAGAGCUUCCGGUGGCGGCACAGCCUCCUGCAGCACCAGUCUGUGCACACCGGCGCAAAGCCGCACACCUGCGCCCAGUGCGGCCGCAGCUUUGUGGAGAAGCAGGCGCUGAAGAAACACGAGAGCAUCCACACAGGAGAGAAGCCCUUCACCUGCAGCGAGUGCGGGAAGAGCUUCCGGCAGAAGGGCAACCUGGUGUCGCAUGAGAGGAGCCACCUGGAGGAGAAGCCGCACCGAUGCCCCGAGUGCGGGAAGUGCUUCCGGGAGCAGCGCUUCCUAGCCAACCACCAGCGCACCCACACCCAUGAGCGGCCCUACCAGUGCGCCCAGUGCCAGAAGAGCUUUAGUGCCAAGCAGGGGCUCCGCAUCCACCAGCGCCUGCACACCGGGGAGCGGCCCUUCCAGUGCCCCCUGUGCGGGAGGAGCUUCACCGAGAGGAAGAACCUCAACAAGCACCAGCGGACCCACAGUGGGGAGACCCCCUACACCUGCGGGGAGUGCGGGAACAGCUACACCCAGAAGUACAGCCUGAAGGUACAUCAGCGAACCCACAGCGGGGAGACCUCCCACACCUGCAGUGAGUGUGGGGAGCGCUUCAAGCAGAGGAACCACCUGGUGAGCCACCAGCGGAGCCACCAAGCCGGAAGCCUCUACAUAUGCGCCGAAUGUGGGGAGAGCUACAGCCAGUGGGCGCAUCUUACCGCCCACGAGAGAAUCCACACCAGGCAGAGCCAGCCAGCGUGCACUGAAUACGGGUCCUCUCACGUCCAGUGCAGUCAUGGGCCCCUCCAGGAGCUCCCAGUGGAGUUCAGAGCUAUCGGCUCUGUAAAGCUUUUAGCACGAUGUCAGGCUCAUGUCAGGGCUUUGUCUCCCAGAGAGCCUUUCUGGCUGAAGCGCUUCCCGCAGUCGGGGCAGGCGAAGGGCCGCUCCCCGGUGUGGAUGCGCUGGUGGGUGACGAGGCCGCUCUUGCAACUGAAGCUCUUCCCGCACUCGUCGCAGGUGAACGGGCUCCCCCCUUGGUGGGUCUUCUCGUGUGUCACCAGGAACGUGCGCUGGCUGAAGCUCUUCCCGCACUCGGCGCACUGGUACGGCCUGUCCCCGCUAUGGGUCCUCUGGUGGCUGGCGAGCGUCUGCUUCUCCUUAAAGGACUUGCCACAGUCGCUGCAUUCAAAAAAACGGAUCUGGGGCCCUCAUUAUCUGCGGAGUUCCAGCCAAGAAAGCCCAUCUACACCCGGUUCAUUCCAGCACCGGAGGGGAAUGGCUGAGGAGAUCUCCGCUCAGAGGCUGGUAACAUUUGAGGAUAUCAGUGUCUAUUUCUCCCCGGAGGAGUGGGUGAUUUUGGAAGAAUGGCAGAGAGAGCUUUACCGGGACGUCAUGAGGGAGAAUUAUGAGCUUCUGAUCUCAAUGGCAGGUCAUUCUGUUACGAAACGUGACCUCCGGCCGCAGACCGAGCGAGGGGAGGAGCUGCCACGUCCCAGGGCAUGGAGCGACGCAGAGGAAAAGGGGACGCUGCAAAGGUGCUUCACAGAUGAUGACAACUUUACUAUAAAAUCAGAACCUCCUGACCCCUUACCAGAGAGAUCAGAAGAGAGUCUCUCCAUGUCUCCAGACUGGAGAAAUGCCUACAAGAUCCAGUGCAAGCCACAAAGGCAACAGAUGUACCAUGCAGGAGCCAAGCAUGAGAAGCUAACUAUAAAAUUAGAGCCAAGUGAGCCCUCAUCAGAAAAGUCUGAAAAAGAUCUUUCCACAUCUUCAGACAUCUACAGGAUCCAGUGCAAACCAGAAAAGCAGCAGAUGAACCUCACCAGAGCAGAGAGUGAGAACCUUACAGUGAAAUUAGACUCACCCGAACUAUCACCUGAACAAUUCAAAGACACUGUUCUUGAGUCUUCGGAUUGGGACAGCAUCUUCGGGAUCCCUUGCAAAUCAGGAAGGCAGCCAGUGAGCCCCAUUGAAGCAACCCAUGAGACCUCUGUUAUAAAACUGGAGGUACCGGACCGAUCAUCAGAAACACGGCAAGAGAAUGUGGCCAUGAAUUCAGACUGGGGGAAUGUCUGCAGGCUCCCAUGCAGAUCACAAAGGCAGCUGAGGAGCACUCUAGAGGCUGAGGCUGAACAAUCCAGCUUUGGCAACAUGAAGAAUUUUGCACUUUUCCAAGAACACCUGAAGAGAGAAAUGCCAUACGUGUGCAUGGAAUACGAAGACAACUUUGCAGAUCAGGUUGGCCUGGAACCACACCAGGGAAAGCUCCCACUGGAGGCUCCGUUUAACUGGACUGAUUGCGGCAGCAGCUUUGGGCCAAUGUCCCUUCUCAUGACUCAUCAGAAAACCCACAUGGGAGUGAGGCCGUACAUCUGCACCGAGUGCAAGAAGGGCUUCAAUCACAAACAAGACCUGAUACGGCAUUACCGUAUCCACACGGGAGAGAGGCCCUAUCAGUGCACUGAAUGCGGGAGAAGCUUCAUCCAGAAAACGCAUCUUAUAACGCACUUCCGAAUCCACACGGGCGAGAGGCCGUUUCCAUGCACCGAGUGUGGGAAAAACUUCAGGAAGAAAACCCACCUGAUGCGGCACCAGAGGACUCACUCGGGAACUCGGCCGUUUCCCUGCUCUGUAUGCCAGAAGAACUUCAGCCACAAGCAAGAUCUCGCCAGGCACCAGCAGAUCCACACAGGGGAACGGCCGUUCACGUGCACCGAGUGUGGGAAGAACUUCAGCUGGAAGAAGAAUCUCAUCACCCACCAGCGUAUCCACACGGGGGAGCGGCCUUUCAGCUGCGUCAAGUGUGGGAAGAGCUUCAGCUGGAAGAAAUACCUCAUCACGCACCAGAAGACCCAUGAGGAGAAGAGACUGUACAACUGCCCUCACUGCGACAGGAGCUUCUGCCAGAAGUCCGUGCUCACCAUGCACCAGAAGACGCACCUCGAGAGGCGAUCCUACACCUGCGCCAUAUGUCAGAGGAGCUUUGGCCACAAGCAGGACCUCAUAAGGCACCACCGGAUCCACACCGGAGAGAGACCCUUCACCUGCAGCGAAUGCGGGAAGAGCUUCAGCCAGAAGACUCACCUGGUUACCCACUUCAGGAUCCACACAGGUGAGAGGCCAUUCCUGUGCAGCGAAUGCGGGAAAGGGUUUAGCAAGAAAACCCACCUGAUGAGGCACCAGCAAAUCCACACAGGGGAACGGCCCUUCAGGUGCACCCAGUGCGACAAAGGCUUCAGCUGCAAGAAGAACCUCCUUACCCACCAGCUGAUGCACUCGGGGGACGUGACCCUCUAUGCCUGCACCGAGUGUGAGAAGAGCUUCACCUGGAAGAAGAACCUCAUCACCCACCAGAAGAUCCACGCGGGGAAGAAGCCGUUCGUCUGCACCGAGUGCGGGAAGAGCUUCAGCCAGAAAACCCACCUGAACGCCCACCAGCGCAUCCAUACCGGAGAGCGGCCCUUCCCCUGUGCCCAGUGCGGGAAGGCCUUCAGCCAGAAGUCCAUCCUCAUCACACACCAGAAGACCCACCUGGGCAGCCGGCCCUAUGCCUGCACAGAGUGCGAGAAGAGAUUCAGCCACAAGCAGGACCUGAAGAGACACCUGAGGAUCCACACAGGAGAGAGGCCCUAUGCAUGCACCGAGUGCGGCAAGAGCUUCAACCAGAGGACACACCUCAUCACGCACUACAGGAUCCACACUGGGGAGAGGCCCUUCCCCUGCGACCUCUGCGGGAAGCGCUUCAGUAAGAAAACACACCUCAUGAGGCACCAGAGAGUGCACGCAGUGGUAAAGCCGCACAUGCGCUUACUCAACAUGGGGGCCAUCGCCAUGGGGAGCCAGAUUUCAGUCUCGGUUGGAAGUCCUAUCUCACUCGGGGAUCCGCUGAAGGAGGAGACCAUAUACAUUUACCAGCUGUGAAAGAAGAGCAACACUAGACACCUGCCCAAUGGAGCUGAGCAAGGAAGGUGCAAAGAAGAAGCUUCUUGUAAAAUAACCACUCAGAAUCCAGACACUGCUGAAUGUGAGAGAAGCUUCACUCUUGCUCCACAGCAAGGCCACAUGCCUGGACCCAGUAUGCAGGAGCAGGUCCAGUCUAACCGUCCAGCUCCUGUUCCCACCAACAAAUGCACACAGAGCAGAAUCCGUGUCUAUUUAUCAGGCUGAAGUCUGCAGAUAAGCUUUAUAGCACUCCAGGGACCAGCCUAGUGCUGGGACUCUAGAGGAAAGGUUCGUCUCCUCUCUAAGGUUAAUUAGUGGCCUCACACAAAGAACAUACUUUGGCCCAAAUUUGCAGCAAGUUGCCUUAGUUGUGCAUGCAGAAGUUGAGUGCAUCUAUCUGUGCCCCCAAAAGUGCAUCAGCCUAUGCAAGAUGAGCAACUGCAUGCACAAAGCAUGCUUGGGAUGCAAUAUUUGUAAGCACAGUUAAAGAGUCCCCCUGGAAACACGUCUCUUUGUAUCCUGGAUGUAAGAAGAACGUCCAUCACAACUAGACAUUUUAAAGGUCACAAGACAGUCCACAUAGACAUUCACAGGAAUCUACCGGGAGGAAUAUAAGCUUCACUACUAGGUCCCGCUUAAGUCUACUCUGCAGAUCUGAACCAGGAGAGCAAAGACAGAACUGCAAUGCAUAUGUGAAAAGCUGCUAUCGAUGUUUAUAUGUAAAUUACAAAUGGGAUCAUCGCAGGAAUCAACAAACAACAAAGACUGCCCUCAAUUGUACAGUAACCCCUGAAAACGUGAGAAAUGGGGGGACACAGCGUCCAGCAUGUAGAAUGUUUUCAAAAGAAGAGGAGUAAAGGAAUAACCAAGAUACCCUGUUAUCACCUCUGUCAGCCACUCCCCUGCACCCCAUAUCUGCAGGGUGGCAGAGGACACUGAACAUGAAUUGGCAGGAAGCCGUAGUGGGAAACUGUUUUGAACAGAACCAUCAUUUCUCCUUGAACUGCUCCUGGAAGUACUGGAGAGUGUUUCAGUGGCGCAUCAGCACAUGCUGCAGUGACCAAACCAGGGGCUUUCCAUUCAGACCAUGGGAAUGUCUACCUAGCUCUUCUCUCAUUUGGCUCGUAUCUCCGCAGCGGAGAGCAGCUCGAUGGGAUUCAGAACCGGGCGCACCAUGAGAGUCCGAGCACCGUCUGCUUCCCCACAGGGACCCAAGGCUGUUGUUGCAGACGUUAGAUCUAGCUUGCAAAACGAGCGUGCUGAGUAUCAGACACGCUCACCAGCGUCUAGCCAUGACACACUAACGGCUUAAAUUCGUCCGGAGCAGACCUCUGGUAAAUAUUCCCAAGCCCCAGUGCCACCCUCUGGCGUGGAGCCCCCACACCUUCCCUGAGCCCUGGUGUGCCCUCCUUCUCCUCCCCCCAUUGCGGCUAUAUCCCAGAGCCCCACCACAGGACAGAAUCCCUGAGCUCACCCCACCAGCCCAGUGGCUGAAGCCCUGAGCCUCCCCUCCACCCUGCUGGGCCCUGGAGUUUUUAUAGCAUGGGGGGGGCACUCCGAAAAAUAAUCUGUAAGAAUUUAAGCUCUGCCCACUAAUACUAUAGCCUCUGCUACAGGGGAUAGUGUUAUACCAAUAAAAUAAAAACCAGCAGGAUCUUAUUAAAAGGGAAAAGGCAAAAUACUACAUUUAUUGUGAAUAC